ACCAAAAAGGAAAUCAGAGACGAAGCCAAUCAAUCAAUCGCCCUGUCAGCGGCUGCCAUUCAUGAGCAACUGCUGUGAAAGAGGACGGGCUUUCUCCUCCAUCUCACAUCAUCAUCAUCAUCACCACCACCUCCACCAUCAUCAUCACCAGUGUUGGUCACGUGGUACGACGGGAGCAGGCGGUGGGUGUGUCUAAUCGCGUGUGGUUUCAUUCAUAACUACAGUUUUUAUUUGAAGCCUAAAUUAAAGUAUGCAGGCGGGACAGGCUGCCUGUGGACCGCAGCUUCAAACGAAGUCUACAGCCGGGCUGAGAGCAGACGACGCAGAGAUGUGGGACAGCCUCGAUCGGCAGGUUUUCGGAGGAGAGAGGAAGACGCUGCUGCUGGUGCUGAUGCUGAAGCUGCUGCUGCUGCUGCUGAGCGCCGCCGGCUGCGGCGGGUCGCUGUAGGCAGCCUGCGCAGAGCGGAGGGAGGCUGCUUCAACACCGCCUGUAUAGACCGGUUCACUCACGCUGACCUGGACCAUGAGCAAUGAUUUGCCUAUUCUGACAAGUCUGACUGAGAACUCCACUGAUGUGCCUGUGUCUGCGGGCCAGGCGGAGAACUAUGUGCUGCUGUUGGUGCUGCUCAGUGUUUUUGCUGGGGGGAUGCUGGUCCUGCUCUCCCUGCUGCUCCUCUUCUGUCACCGCUGCUGCAUGAGUGGAAGGCGCUACUCCAGAGCCAGCGAUGACCUUGAGAAGACAAACACCACCUACGCUGAGGAUUCUCAGCCCACUCAAGAGAUCACCAUUCAUCUGGAUGAAUCAGAUGCUCUCUCAGCUGCAAGCUGUCACGAUGGAGAGUCAGAGCGAUUUGUCUCCACUGGAUCGACUGGUCGCAGAGUCUCCUUCAAUGAAUCUGCACUUUAUGAACAGGAGAAGACGACUCAGGGCAAAGCACGCAGGUACACUCUGACAGAGGGAGACUUCCACCACCUGAAAAAGGCCCGACUGACUCACCUUCACCUGCCUCCGGCCCCAUGUGACCUGAAGAUCCUCACCAUCAUGGAGUGUGACUCAACAGAAAGCAGCACCGGCAACAUCAGCGAGACUGCAGUUCCCAAACUGCCCCUGAGCAUUUACCAGCCCACCGAGAGAGGAGUCCCCAGCUGGUUGGGACAGGGCCUCAGUGGAGGUCUCCCAGGAGACCCUCACCACUCCACUAUCCUGGACCAGAGCCCCACACAGGCCUCAUCAGCUAUGAAAACACAGCACACACGGUCCAAGAAUAUGGAGGCUGUGGGGGACAGGGGAGAGGCUGGGAACGAAAGGGGAAUGAGAGGAGAGCUGUCUCAAGCUCCGGGCCAAACUUCAGUUCUACAUUUCUUCUCUAAACUGCGGCGCCAUGCCAGUCUGGAGGGCGCAGGGCCUUACUUCAGGAGGUGGAAGUUUGACAGCAGUCACCGAGCUGCCAGCCUGGAUGCCAAAGGAUCCCCUAAGAGAAGGCCUUUCCAGAGACAGAGAGCAGCAAGUGAAACCACCGAUCACACCGAAGACGACUCUUCUCCACUCCGAGAUGAGCUCAUUGAAUCCUUCCCACACACUCCCAUCCAGACCAGUGGCCUCCAGUCCCUGUCUGCAGAGUCUCUGUCUCACCCGACCACUGCACCAACAUCCUCAGUCUUCCUCAGCAGGCUCAAACUGGAAGCCAUGGUGGAGAUAGGUGACAGCAGCAGCACCAGACACCGGGAUUUCUGUUCUUUAGCAAAAGAUUGCAGCACCCUGAGGCACGAGGAAGCCACAGCCAAUGGAACAGGAACAGAAAAGGAAAGAAAGUUUGGUGCAGUUAUGAGAACAGAAGCCACAGGUCUUGAGUUACAAUCAGUAGAAGAUGACGACUUGUUUGGGACACAACAGGAAGCUGCCAUACAGGAAAGGUCUGAAGACAUGUUAAGAAAAACUAAAGACGCAAAGACAGACCUCAUGACAUCAGAGGUGAGGAAAAAGAGUGAGGCAGAGGUAGAUGACGGGGACGAGGUGGUGCUGGGAGCUGAGGCCAGAGGGAGAGCCGACUCAGGCUCAUCUCUUUCCUUCAUGAUUCGACAGGAGAGCUCGGAGGCUCCUCCCUCCCUGUACAGAGACAUUUGGAGCUUGCGAGCCUCUCUGGAGCAAUACGCCUCCUCAGACCAGAGCAGCACAGAUCGUGAAUCCAUCCGCAGUGAUGCUGACAGCGUAUCGUCCCUUGGUGGUGCAGGAGCUCGCUGUGGCCUGGACAGUUGCUUGUCCCAAGACCUGGAUGAUGAGCCCGAAGGAGAAGGAGAGGGAGAGGUGUUGGGGGGAGGAGUCAGAGGGGCGUCAGGUGGGGACAGUGAGAUGGGGAGUGCAGCCGGAGGAGAGGGUGAGGCAGGGAACCGUAAACUCCUCCAGAUGGAUAGUGGCUACGCUUCCAUUGAAGCGCCAUCUCGGGCCCCUGAGGAAAUGCGGCUUUUUGGGACUCCUGGAGCUCCUCGAGGGAAGACCGCAUCUGAGAGGCGGUUGUUUUUCACCAACUCUGGGAGAAAAGGUUCAGUGUGUGAAAGCAUGGAGGCCAAGCUGUUCCAAGAGGAGCUGGAAGAUGAGAUGACGGACAGCUCAGAGACAGGGGAGAAACUAAAGGAGAAAUCUCAAACUUGCAGCCAGUCUCUUACCAUUCAGGAACCAUAUCAACUUCUGAAAUCCCUUCAUUCUCAGAAACCUCCAGAAUCACAAUCACAGCUGAUGUCUCCUCUGAUGAAGUCAGUCCCGCCACCCUCUAGUCCUCACCAACCUCGUCUCCGCCGCCGUGACUACAGCAUCGAUGAAAAGACGGAUGCUCUUUUCAACGAGUUCCUCCGUCAUGAUCCACGGUUCGACCAGCAGGAUUCUCCACUGCGCUCCAGGCACAGAUCCAGAGUUCACCUCCGGAAACAAUGGCAGAGACACAAGCAAUACAGCGACCCAGGGUCAGGCACUGGGGGCAGGUACUCCCCAUCUUUGGAGAGGCAGAGGUUCACUCCGCUGCGGAGAGGUGACAGUGCUGGUUACCCUCUGGACACCAGGUAUCACAGCACACUCUCACGCAUUGCAAGUGCUGCAGAUGAGGAAGCCAGUGAGGUAGCAGCUUGUGAGGAAGCAGCCAAAGAGAGCACAGAGAAAAAAGAUCCAUCUAGUGAAGGAGCUACGGGGGACGCCACAGAAAGUACAGCCAACACAACAUCUGAAGGCACUGACGCAACAAAGAGUUGUGCAGAGUCGACUGGUGAGGGCGACAGCUGCCAAGACUCCACAAUAAAGGACCCAGAAAGCACAACUAGCCAGUCUUGGACCACUGGGACAACACAGAAGAGCUACAUGGAUCCAAGAGUCGACAACAGAAACAACAACAGUAGUCAAGCUAUUUUAUCAGAGGUUUCCCUGCAGGCAGAGAGCAGCCUGACAGACAAGCUGGUUGUGUCAGUGGAAGAGAGGCUUUAUAGUGGCCUGCGGAGCGCAGAAAAGCUCAGCCAGCGAGGAACGGAGCGUGUGCUUACCGUGUCUCACACAGCCUCCCCUGGCUUCAGUCCCACAUGACUUGUUAACAGUCCCAUCUUCGCCAUCAACUUUAUUUCAUACCCAUUGUCAAGUCUCAAACAGAAAAAAAUAGCACUUCAAACAUUAUCCAUGUGGUAGAUUUUUGGUCCCUCACAUUUGUACAAAGUAAACAUGGUUUGAUAACUGACACAACAAAACACAGAUAUGUUCUAAAGGACAGAAGAACCAUCUUGAUGGCCAGUCUCUUCCAUUAUUUCCAUUCAGACCUUAAUUUCCACUGUGAUAUCAUGUGACAUGUGAUGCCCCUUUUUAUUGGUAACUGUUCUUCAAAUCGAAUGCAUUCAUUACACGGCUUUAAAAAUAGAGGCCCUUCUCUGGGGGAAAAAAAAUAUUUUCAGACUUAACUGUGAAUUUUGAGCAUGCUACUGUAUGUCCAAACAAUGUGUAUGAGAAUACUGUACAGUUUUAAUUUUAAAACAAAAAGCACUUUGAUGGUAAGAAAGAUAAUGAUGGAAUUUCUGUUGCCUGUUUCUCUCAUUUUAAAAUCAUAUCCUCCUCAAGUGUCCUUCUUGUCUCGAUCAUCAUGAGGGUAAAUGUCUCCAUGAAAGCUUGUGGUUUCUAUAUUUGUGGAUAGAACACUGACCAUAUGGAGAAAACACAACAAAACAAAUUUCUUCACUGCUGCCCUCUCUCAUAAAUACCAUAUCAACAGAUCUUGAGAAUUAUGUAUAUUACAUCGUAAAAGG
This is a messenger RNA of Scatophagus argus, 4272 nucleotides long. RefSeq names its product voltage-dependent calcium channel beta subunit-associated regulatory protein-like. Bases 524 to 3565 code for a protein of 1013 amino acids. The transcript is spliced from 11 exons. Lineage: Eukaryota; Metazoa; Chordata; Actinopteri; Scatophagidae. Gene Ontology annotation, molecular function: transmembrane transporter binding. The record is from RefSeq and is a predicted model, not a curated record. Gene Ontology annotation, biological process: negative regulation of voltage-gated calcium channel activity; negative regulation of calcium ion-dependent exocytosis. Gene Ontology annotation, cellular component: plasma membrane; secretory granule.